Molecule: messenger RNA, 1388 nt
Organism: Aureococcus anophagefferens
Lineage: Eukaryota; Pelagophyceae; Pelagomonadales; Pelagomonadaceae
Product: expressed protein
Exons: 1
Coding region: 35-1306 (423 amino acids)
Molecular function (GO): zinc ion binding
Source: RefSeq, a predicted model, not a curated record
GACUACCGCGCCGGCGUGCACCGGUGAUAGCGCGAUGGCGGCGCUCGCCGGCUUCGCGCCGCCCAAGAAACUGGCCGGCUUCGCGGACGCGAAGAAGCAGCUCAAGGGCUUCGCCGACGCCGCGCCGGCGAAAUCCGCGGCUGCGCCGCUCACGAGCGCCGCAGCCGCGGCGCCCACACCCGCCGCGGCGCCGCUCAAGGGCUUCGCCGCGGCGAAGCCCGCGCCGCUCCAGGGCUUCGCCGCGGCGAGGCCCGCGCCGCGUUCCGCGGCGCCGUCGCGGUCGAUCCCGCCCGGGCGCGUCGGCGGCCUCGUGCCUCGGGGCGUGCCGCUGACGAAAUCCAUCGGCGCCGGCGGCGCCGCGCGCCGGACCAUGCUCGCGGAGCCGACGGUCGCGUCGGGCGUCUGCGACGGCUGCGGGUGGCGCGAGUGCCAGUGCGCGCACGCCAAGGUCGCGAAACUCGUCGGCCCGCCGCUCCCCGCGGACGCGCGGUGCCGCGUCUGCUUCGAGGGCCCCGAGGACUCCGACGAGCCCCUCGUGUCGCCCUGCGCGUGCCGCGGCGACUCCAAGUACGCGCACGCGAGUUGUCUCGCGGCGUGGGCCGAGGCCGCGUCGCGGCGCGGCGGCGCGCAGUCCUACAAGUGCCCGACGUGCAAGACGCGCUACUUCGGCGCGACGGCCGUCGCCCUCGCGGUGCAGCGCGUGGAUCUAGAGCUGGACCGGCCCGCCGCGCCCGCGGACGACGGCGAUUUGACGAACGUCGAGGCCGCCGUCUACAACAUGAAGGUCGUCUGCGCCUACGAGGACGUCGCCUUGGACGCGGCGCUGCUCAAGCGCUACCUGAACCGCGCGACGCGCGCGGCCCGCGCGCCGGAGGUGCUCGCGGUCCUCGCGCGGCUCGACGGCGGCCGCGGGCCCGGCGGCGGCGGCGACCGGCCCGACGAGCGGGCGCUCGCGGCCGAGGUCGCGGCCGCGGACCCGAAGACGUCCGCGGACGAGCUCGACCUCGCGUCCAAGCGCCACGUCCUGUCCAUGCUCGUCGUCGAGCGCUGCGUCCUCGCGCGCGAGGACGCGGGGGGCGUCGCGUCCGCGCGCGACGAGCGCCGCUACCUCGACGACGCGGAGAAGGCCAAGGCCCUCGCGGCCGCGGCCCUCGCGACGUGCCGCCGCAUCCUCGGGCCGUCGCACCCGGACACGGGCAAGUACCUCCGCUUCUUCGGCCAGAUCUCCAUGGUCUGCCGCUUCCUCGGGGACAACGUCGCCACGCGCGCGAAGCGCGAGGCCGCCGUCGAGCGGCUCCGCGGCUAGGGGCGUCUUUUGCUGUUACGGGGGCCGUCGCCGCGCGCGCGCGGUCGCCUCGUUGAUCGCGGAGAUGUAGAAGUAGCCGGUC